AUGACAACUUUAGAAAAUUUACAGUAUAAAAAGGCUGGAAGUCUGACGUUUGAGGAACUCUCGGCGCUAUAUGAUGAAGCCAAGCACUCGACCAAAAGUUCAGACCAUGAUGCGCUUUCCAAAGAUAAAUCAUCCAUGGUUGAUAUUGACCUCUUACCACAAAAUGGUGGUAUAGAUUCCGAUGUGUUAUCUGGAGAUGGCGAUGUGUCGCUGCAGAACGAUGAACUAGAAAGUGAUGUAUUGCAGCACGAUAAGGAAGAUCACCCUGAACUUGUUGUUAGAAACGAUCAUUAUUGUAGUCAACGCGCAACUGUGAGUUUCGGUGUAGAAGCAACCCAAGAUAAUGCAGGUAUACUAGACGUUGUAAAUUACUAUAAACCUGAUUUGGCAAAUGAGCCAUCAGUGGAUAAUGAUGGUUUUGGAGCAAUAAAUAAUGGUGAACACCCACUACUACCCUCUGAGGGGUUUGCCAUGGGAGUAAACAAGUUUAAAGAAACCAAGUUAUAUGGAAAAGGUGGUAGACCCAGAGGUCAUGUAGGUGGUGACAGUACAACCUCCAGCAUAAUUGUAAACUCAAGAAUUAGAAAUAACCACAGUCCACACUCUGGGUAUACGUAUGCUUCUCCAUAUAACACACUGGUUGAUUCUGUCAUGUCAUCCGAUUCUGAUGCUGGAAAAAUGCAAAAUGGGCUUUUUGAGGUCCCAUUUAAUGUCUACUCAGUGCCAAGGUUGGUUGACCCAUUUAAGGGGUUUUCAAAAAUUCAUACUCAACGAGCAAUCAAACUCUUGCAUUUUUCCAAAGUUGACAGUAAACUAACAUGUAAGGUGGACAAGAGUGCAUCCAGGCUAUUAAAGAAACAAAUUGGCAAUUGCAAGGUGGUAUCCACAAGUAUUGUAGGUGAUCCUAGAUCAGGAAAGAGUUAUUUAGCUGGUCUACUUGUUGGAAAGGGUAGUAAAUCAUUCAAAAUUUCAGAUCCAUUUGCAGUGCAAACAAAGUGUGAAGGAACUGUAUGGAUCUAUGUUGCUGUAUAUGAGGAGAAAUAUGCCUAUAUUUUUCUGGAUUUUGAUGGAUUUGAAGGUUCUGAUUCAGAUCGUAUUAAAAUGCUUUCAUUUGCCCUGGCUGCCAGUAACUGUGUCUUGGCAAGUUUUAAAGCGUCUGUCAUGUCUGGUGUUUUUGAACUUGUACAGUCAAUGAUAAAUCUUUCCGCAAAUCAAGCUGAUGAUGAAUCCGAAGAAGGAGAAGUGGACAAUGAAAAUGAAAUAGUGGAAUUAUUUAGGAAGAAAACUACAAGGCUCUUUCUUAAGGAUGAUGGUGAUGAAGAGGACGAUGACACUGUUGGUACUGACUUGGAUAAGUUGUGGAGUCCUCCAAUUGUACACUUUAUAUUCCGUGAUUCAAAUGACUUUAUUAAAUGUCUUGAUGAACGUAAUUAUACACCAGAAACCCUUGUUGAACAGGGUAUAUUUGAGCACUAUUUGGACAUAUUUAAGUGUACAUCGGAUACUAAUAUGGAAUUUAAGAACAAUAUGCUUGAUGCUUUUGGAAUUUUCACCAAUAGGAAGUAUACGUGUCUUCCUUACCCUCUGAGGGCACGAAAGAAUACGAAACCUGAAAGGUAUGGAGUUGGGCAAAUGUUGCUAAAAUUUUUGGCUCCACAUGAGGCUAAAGACAGUACUACAGAGGAUGAUUACGAUAUUUUCCCUACUCAAAAUAUAUCAUUAAUGCCAAUGACUGCGCUAAGUAAUCACUUUUUUGAAAAACUGGAUGAAAUCAAGACUUGUGUAUAUCAUGAUACUCUCUCACAUUCACGAGCAAAUUCACAAUUGAGUGGCCGAAUGUUUAUACGUUUCAUAAAACUUUUAGUGGAACACUUUAAUGUUUAUAAUGCAUUUACCAUAAAGGAUCUAAACUCGAUAUUGACAGAGGUGCACUUUGAUGAAAAUGAGAGUGUCAAGAAAGACUCUAUCGUAUACUUUUUGAAGAUUGUAAAGACUAAAAUAGCCCCCUUGUUGCCAAUAAAUAGUAGAGAACUUUUAUCUAAAUCAAUAGAAGCCAAGCAAAAGGCACUUCAGUAUUUUGAAGCAAAGGCAUUUGGGACGUUUGAGGAUUAUUCAAAAGUAUAUAAUGCACUCGGGACUACGUUAGAUGAACUUGUUGCAAAGCUUGAUAGGAAGAAUACAUCAAUUAUAAAUCACAAAAUCACUUCAUUUAUAGAACGGAGAGCAGAUGUUUUAAAUUACAGGAUAGCCAGAAAGGAUUAUACACCUCAGGAUCUAGAUGCUGAAAUACUAAAAACAAAAAGAGCUUUGCAAAGGAAAUUUGAUGAUGCAGUUGUUGUUGACAGUGCACUUACACAAGUAUCGCAAAAAUUGGUUGAAAUGUUCAACAAUCAUCAUCCAGAUGUCUAUAUUGCGCGCAUAUAUACACCAUCAAUCGACAUCAAAGACACUGUUGAAACAUACACUAGUAAAUUUACCAUGCUUCCAACUAGACUCUCUAUCGAGGAAGAAGACGAUCAACAAAAUGAAGAGGAGAGCAGCGUCAUUCACAUACAAGAUGGAUCCAUGGGAGAGUGUGACAUUGAUGCUCACGUUGAUGAAACCACACCGCAUACAAUCUCAGAAGAUAUAACACCACCAUCUGUGAUGGAAACUGCCCAAAGUGACAGAGAAGAAAAACGGGUUACCAUUGCAGAGCGACCAAUCACAAUCACGCGUGUAUAUUAA
Theileria equi strain WA is the source of this 2727-nucleotide messenger RNA. RefSeq lists its product as hypothetical. The coding region runs from base 1 to 2727 and encodes 908 amino acids. The record is from RefSeq and is a predicted model, not a curated record. The transcript has a single exon. Lineage: Eukaryota; Apicomplexa; Aconoidasida; Piroplasmida; Theileriidae. Gene Ontology annotation, molecular function: GTPase activity; GTP binding.